Molecule: messenger RNA, 1536 nt
Organism: Eimeria tenella
Lineage: Eukaryota; Apicomplexa; Conoidasida; Eucoccidiorida; Eimeriidae
Exons: 8
Coding region: 1-1536 (511 amino acids)
Biological process (GO): microtubule-based movement
Cellular component (GO): dynein complex
Molecular function (GO): dynein light intermediate chain binding; dynein intermediate chain binding; minus-end-directed microtubule motor activity
Source: RefSeq, a predicted model, not a curated record
AUGCAAAAGCUGGAUCUAGGCCACAAGGAGGGCCAUUGGGUCCUUCUCCAGAACAUCCAUUUGAUGCCAAGAUGGACAGUGGAGCUUGAGAAAAAGCUAGAUUCGUUUUCUGCGGAAGGACCACACCCUAACUUCCGCUGUUUUCUUUCAUCUGAAUUGUGCGACUAUAUUCCCGUCGGAAUCCUUGACCGGUCAAUUAAAUUGACUAAUGAGCCCCCCCAAGGCCUCCAAGCCAACCUGAAGCGUGCCUUUGCUUGCUUCCCCAAGGACGAUUUUGAUGAAAAAGACCAAAAGGUCAAAGCAAUCAUAUUUGGCCUUUGUUUCUUCCAUGCUGUCUUGCUUGAGCGCAAGAGGUUUGGCACCCGAGGCUGGAAUUUGAAUUAUCCGUUCUCGAUGGGCGAUCUGAGAGACUCCGCCAUGGUGUUAAUGAACUACAUGGAGCAGCAACAAGGGGGCACCAGGGUUCCUUGGGAUGAUCUCAAAUACAUCUUCGGCGAGAUUAUGUACGGCGGCCACAUCAUUGACCCUAGGGACCGCCUCGAUAGACUUCUAGACGAAACUGAGCUAUUUCCGUUCUGUGAAGAGCACGAAGGGGCCUCCUACAAGACGCCGCCUGCACAGAGCUACGAAAGGUACAUGGAAUGUGUAGCAUCUAUGCCACCGGAAACGCCGUUGGCUUACGGGCUGCAUCCGAACACUGAAAUAGGCUAUCGUACCCAGCAAUGUGAAGACCUUUUCAAGACCCUCAUGGAAUCAGAGGGAACCAGCAGCGGUGCCACAGCAAACAAAGGUGGCGUGGAACUAGAAGGUGAAGCGCUCUGUAAGGAACUACUGGACGAGGUCGGUGACGCCCGAUUUGAUGUGGAAGAAAUCAGCCAAGCUAUCCCAGACGAAGAAAAAGGUCCCUACCAGCACGUAUUCCUGCAGGAAUGCCAAUACAUGAAUGUCCUCCUUAGGGAAAUAGCAAGAUCUCUUACUGAAAUUGAAAUGGGCUUCAAAGGAGAACUGACAUUCUCGGCGGCCAUGGAAGAACUCGUGGAGGAUAUCCGCAUGAGCAGAGUGCCGGGCAUAUGGAUGAAGGUUUCUUUUGCAUCAUGCCGGCCUUUAGGUUCGUGGUUUGCAGAUGUGAAACUUCGAUAUGAGCACUUGCUGGAAUGGACAAAGGACCCUACCAGCACUCCAAAGGUCGUGAACUUGGCCCGGCUAUUUAGCCCGCAGUCAUUUCUCACUGCCAUCAAAGAAGUUUGCUCACAGCAGCACCACCUAGAGCUCAAUAAGCUUAAUGUGCUCACUACUGUCACAAAGAAAGACGUGGCAUCCAUAGACGCACCGGCGCGUGAAGGUCAGCUUUGUGCCGCAGAUGCGUCCCUAGAGAUGAAACGCGAAGACGACAGCACGUACAUCUGCCCCGUCUAUCUAACAGAGCAGCGUGGGCCAACAUUUGUCUUCAACGCCCAACUCAGAACAAAGCAACUGCCGGCUAAAUGGACCCUUGGGGGCGUUGCAAUGAUCUUGGAUGUUGGCGGAGCCGCAUAG